AUGGUUCAGAACUCCAUACAAUUUAGGGGCUUGCCUAACGAAGACCCCAAUCUGCAUCUGACAAAGUUCCUCCGAUUGACGGACACUAUAAAAUACAACGGAGUCUCCAACGAUGCUAUUCGACUCUGGCUAUUCCUAUUCUCAGUGUCUAAAAGAGUGAAUAUCUUUUACAAUGGCCUAUCCAUCCAUAACAGGGCCACGAUUGAUGCCGUCGUAAGAGGAUCUCUUAUAAGGAAAGACCCAGAUGAUGCAUACAGAUUGAUAGAUGAAAUGGCAUCUGCUAGCUUUCAGUGGCACACAGCUGACACAAAUAACUUCAAGAGAAAGGAAGUUGCACCAGUCUAUCAAGCAGAGAGCAACAACCCACUGGUAACCCAAAUGAAAGCUGUCACAAAGCAGCUAGAGUGCUUAAUAAGAGCACAAGAUUAA
Abrus precatorius (Indian licorice) is the source of this 429-nucleotide messenger RNA. RefSeq lists its product as uncharacterized. Lineage: Eukaryota; Viridiplantae; Streptophyta; Magnoliopsida; Fabales; Fabaceae. The record is from RefSeq and is a predicted model, not a curated record. Bases 1 to 429 code for a protein of 142 amino acids. The transcript is spliced from 2 exons.